AUGGAACCAGAUCUGGUUCAUGUUGUUAUGUACCCUGUUAUUAGCUACGACAUUCAUCGAAAUGAGUGGGCCGAUGUGGCACCGAUGAAUGCACGCCGAUGUGGGGUAUCUGUCUCCUUUCUUAAUCGUGGUUCUUUAUACGCUGUCGGAGGAUCAGACGAAACAUCCGUAAUAACUUCGCUAGACUCACGAGAGGGUAAAUGGGAGUACGUCUGUCCGAUGUCAACACAACGAAAAUAUUUGGGAACUGCAGUGAUCGAUGACUGCUUGUACGCAGUUGGAGGACGAGAUGGCUCCAACUGCCCACUGAGUUCGGUAGAGAAAUAUGACCCACGCAAUAAUAAAUGGACACCAUUGGCUCCGAUGAACAACGCACGAUCUGGUGUGCCACUAGCCUCUGUCGUGAGUAAGCAACUGUACGCAGUGGGUGGAUUUGACGGCAUUGCCUAUCUUGAUACUGUUGAAGUGUUUGAUCUUGAGGAAGAAUCAGUGGAAAGCACCACAGUCGCUUGA
This is a messenger RNA of Ostertagia ostertagi, 513 nucleotides long. The record is from the annotation of a GenBank genome assembly. Lineage: Eukaryota; Metazoa; Nematoda; Chromadorea; Rhabditida; Trichostrongylidae.